AUGAAACGCAGCUAUUAUCGUACAAUUUAUGGUACAAGCUCGAGUUCAGACGCAUCUGAUGAUUUGCCUCUGAAUCAGAUAAAAAGAUAUGAAUUUUAUGAUCUCCUGUCUACGCCUGCUAAAGAUCAAACAAAAACACCGCCUCUCAGGCAAAAAGCCAUUAAUUAUAGAGGCACUUCCGUCACAAAAGAUAGAACAGAAAAAAAGAAAUCUAAAAAGACUUCAAAUCCAAAGAAAGCUAAAACAGUAUCGGCAAAAAAGUCUACCACCAUCAAAGGUACUUCACAAAAGCAAGUGAGCUGGUACUGUCAUGCCUGCGAAGAAGACAGAAUGGAUGAUGCAAUGAGACAAUGCUCGCAAUGCUUCAAGUGGUAUCAUGAACAGUGUGUCGGUUUGUCGAUGGAAGAUACUGAUGACUUUCAGUGUCCUGGUGGAUGCGAAUAG
Messenger RNA from Danaus chrysippus (African queen), 444 nucleotides. The record is from the annotation of a GenBank genome assembly. Lineage: Eukaryota; Metazoa; Arthropoda; Insecta; Lepidoptera; Nymphalidae.